Molecule: messenger RNA, 872 nt
Organism: Salvelinus sp. IW2-2015
Lineage: Eukaryota; Metazoa; Chordata; Actinopteri; Salmoniformes; Salmonidae
Product: ribonuclease inhibitor-like
Biological process (GO): intracellular signal transduction
Molecular function (GO): protein binding
Source: RefSeq, a predicted model, not a curated record
GAGUCAAUCCAGUUGUCUGACUUACACAGGAGCGCAGUGGACCAGGCCUUGAAGAGUGAGAAUGGACACCUGGACCUGUUCCUCCGCUUCCUUCUGGGUCUCUCACUGGAGUCCAAUCAGAAUUUGUUACGAGGCCUUCUGACACAGACAGGAAGUACAACACAGACCAAUGAGGAAACAGUUGAGAGAACAGUCAGGUACCUUUCAGACAACAUCGAAAGGGAAUCCUCACCAGAAAGGAUCAUCAACUUGUUCCACUGUCUGAAUGAACUUGGUGCCAACUCUCUAGUUGAAGACAUGCAGACCUCCUUGCAUUCAGGAACUCUUUCAGAAAUAAAACUAAAACCUGACCAAUGUUCAGCCCUGGCCUACCUGUUACUGAUGUCAGAGGAUGUGUUGGAGAAGUUUAAACUGAAGAGAUACAACACAUCAGAGAAAGGUUAUCAGAGGUUAAUGCCGGUAGUGAAAACCUGCAAGAGAGCACUACUGGAUGGCUGUAAACUCUCAUAUAAAUCCUGUGAGACUCUGGCCUCAAUUCACCAGACACCAAACUGUCCUCUGAGAGAACUGGACCUCAGCUACAAUGACCUGGGAGACAGAGGAGUGGAGCUGCUCUGUGUUGGACUAACCAAUCCACUCUGCAACAUACAGACACUAGUACUGUCUGGCUGUAACCUCACAUAUGAAUCCUGUGAGAUUCUGGCCUCAGCUCUGCAGACACCAAACUCCCCMCUGAGAGAACUGGACCUCAGCUACAAUGACCUGGGAGACAGAGGAGUGGAGCUGCUCUGUGUUGGACUAACCAGUCCACUCUGCAACAUACASACACUAGAGUGAGUUACAUAUCUUCAGUAUGAGUUAUUAUGUGGAUG